AUGGUGUUCGAGCCCGGCUCCUAUAGAGCAUGGGACGUGGGCCUGGUGCCACAGUCAUACCAAUACUCCCAAGACACAAUCCACUAUGGGAUGGCUUUACAAGCAGCAGCAACUGCAAGAGAUUCAUACGUCCAACCGGCCCAGGACGCCGUCCCGGCAUUCCGCCGCUUCUCCAAUCUGUCAAUAGAAUUACGAUACAUGAUCUGGAAGCUUGCGUUACCUAGUGCCCGCGUUAUCAAAGUUACAUACGGCGUCUUCCAACAAGACCAGGAGGACGGGAGCAUUAUAGAAUUUAUUCAAGGUGUGACGGAUGCGCAAACCCCUACGCUGCUCCACGUCAACCACGAAUCAAGGCGUGUCGCAUUGAAGAAUUACAAGCUGUGUUUCGAGGAAGAAUUCAGGUAUCCUAUAUAUGUUGAUAUCCGCAGGGAUGUCAUCAUGGUAGCUUGCAUGGAGGCUGUGGACAUUUUGUUGAAUGUGUCGCCGACAAAUAUCUUCAAGGAAGGGCAGCUGCGAAUGCUUGCGAUUGACUUCAGACGGACCAGUCGCCAGAGCCGUAGCAACUGGAGGUUCGAUCAGCGCUUCCAGUACUCCUCCUCUUUGUCUAGCGGUCCGAUUGGCUUUGCCAAGCUUGGAUGUUUUGAUGAGAUUGUUCUCGUCGAAUCUUUUCAACCACCACCAGGGGUGCCAAAUAUAGCACCGAUCGCCCCAAUGUAUAGUCAUAUUUCCGACAACGUUGGACAGUUUGCCGCACUCCUCAAUAGGCACCUGAACAAUAUCCAGCAUACAUUCAAUGUGCGUCGCAACAGAGGCCUGUCUCAGCUGGAGUUCAAGCGCCCAACUAUAACUGUGCUGACGAACGAGGAGCUGCUUGAUAGGAUGUCCUAG
Messenger RNA from Venustampulla echinocandica, 888 nucleotides. RefSeq lists its product as uncharacterized. Lineage: Eukaryota; Fungi; Ascomycota; Leotiomycetes; Helotiales; Pleuroascaceae. The transcript is spliced from 2 exons. The record is from RefSeq and is a predicted model, not a curated record. The coding region runs from base 1 to 888 and encodes 295 amino acids.